AUGAUGUACUUCUUUCCGCCGAGUGCGGCGCCGGCGCGCAAGCCCCAAGCCGCCAAGCCCACCGUCACAGGCGCCUGGUCGCCGGCCGAGCACAAGCGCUUUCUUGUCGCUUUGGACAAGUACCCGAGCGGUCCGUGGAAGACGAUCGCAGCCCACGUUGGCACGCGCACCCCGCGCCAGGCGCAGACACAUGCACAAAAGUACCGCGCGAAGCUCGUGCGCAGGCUGCGGUGCCCGUCUAACAACGGCAACGGCUGCAUGAUGCGCCUCGUCAAGGACGAGAUGGAGAGCCUUCCGGAUGAGCAUUCCAUCGACGCGUUCACGCCCCUCAAGCUCGAAGCGAGCGCCGACUUGUGCCCGGCGACAAGUCCGUUGGCUGCAACCUCAUUGUCGUUUGACGACUGCCUCGACUUUUUUUAUCCGCGAAAUGGACGCAUGACGCGCCUCGAUGACGACAAUAAUAAAUUCCGCUUCUGCGGCGACCAAGAGCCUCCAUCCUGGCUGCUCGCCGAGAUCCCAGUGGUCGCCCAAGCGAGCCAAGGCGCUGUGGAUCUCUGCGAGCUCACGCGGCUGCUAGCCUUCGCUGUCAUGGACAAGGGCUCGUUCGACGACGCCAUGGCGCUGCUCAUGCCGACCGUGACCAAGUUUGACAGCCAGGCGAUCAUCGUUGCGCUCAAGUGGAUCCUUUUGCAUGCGACCAAGUACAACGUAGAGGAGGUUGCGCUCGCCACGGAGCUCCAGCAGCUCGGCUUUGCCGCCGACUUGGCCAAAGCGUUUGCGUCCGUCUACAACGAGCAGCACGGCGCGCUUCGGCGCCACCUCGCGGCCUCCAACAUGAAGCUUGGCCGCGCGUACAGCCGAUUGGAAGCCCACGUUGACGUCGUCCUUGGAUCGCGCCACGCCAAGAACCUCAAGACGGCGCAUGUCAUCCUUACCAUGCACGCGACCACACCCACAACGUUCGCCGUCGACGCAACGACCUUUCGCAGCUUGCACCACGAGCUGCGCCACGCGCGCAAGCUCAUGGACGUCGGGUUCAACUGA
Molecule: messenger RNA, 1044 nt
Organism: Saprolegnia parasitica CBS 223.65
Lineage: Eukaryota; Oomycota; Saprolegniomycetes; Saprolegniales; Saprolegniaceae
Exons: 8
Coding region: 1-1044 (347 amino acids)
Molecular function (GO): DNA binding
Source: RefSeq, a predicted model, not a curated record